Molecule: messenger RNA, 1680 nt
Organism: Cottoperca gobio
Lineage: Eukaryota; Metazoa; Chordata; Actinopteri; Perciformes; Bovichtidae
Product: chloride channel protein 2-like
Biological process (GO): chloride transport; transmembrane transport
Cellular component (GO): plasma membrane
Molecular function (GO): voltage-gated chloride channel activity
Source: RefSeq, a predicted model, not a curated record
GGUACCCGUAUGUCCUGCAAGCUCCAGCUAAGGACUUUCUCUCUGUCUGCACGGUUCGCUGUCAGAAGUUCCUGAUCUCGCGGGUCGGGGAGGACUGGAUCUUCCUCAUCCUGCUGGGACUCCUCAUGGCCCUGGUCAGCUGGGCGGUGGACUUCUGCAUCGCCAUCUGUCUACAAGCACAGAAGUGGAUGUACGGGGGUCUGGACAGCAACGUGUUCCUGCAGUAUCUGGCCUGGGUCACCUACCCCGUCGUCCUCAUCACCUUCUCUGCCGGCUUCACGCAGAUCCUCGCCCCCCAGGCUGUCGGUUCAGGUAUCCCGGAGAUGAAGACCAUCCUGAGAGGAGUCGUGCUGAAGGAAUACCUCACGUUCAAAACCUUCGUGGCCAAAGUCAUCGGCCUCACCUGCGCUCUGGGCAGCGGCAUGCCCCUGGGCAAGGAGGGUCCGUUCGUUCACAUCGCCAGUCUGUGUGCCGCUCUCCUCAGCAAGUUCAUGUCUCUGUUCGGAGGAAUCUACGAGAAUGAGUCGAGGAACAUCGAGAUGCUGGCGGCGGCCUGUGCGGUGGGAGUCGGCUGCUGCUUCGCUGCACCCAUAGGAGGUGUGUUGUUCAGUAUUGAAGUAACGUCCACGUUCUUUGCCGUGAGGAACUACUGGAGAGGUUUCUUCGCUGCGACUUUCAGUGCCUUCAUCUUCAGAGUCCUGGCCGUGUGGAACAGAGACGAAGAAACCAUCACAGCCCUUUUUAAAACCCGUUUCCGCCUCGACUUCCCGUUUGACCUCCAGGAGCUUCCUGCCUUCGCCGUCAUCGGUAUUGCCAGUGGUUUUGGUGGGGCUCUGUUCGUCUACCUGAACCGACUGAUUGUCCAGUUCAUCCGGAAACAGAAGGCCAUCAACAGAUUCCUCAUGAAAAAACGUCUGCUGUAUCCAGCGCUCGUCACUUUACUUGUUUCCACUCUAACAUUUCCUCCUGGAUUUGGACAGUUUAUGGCCGGCAAGCUGACCCAGAAGGAGUCUCUGGUCACGUUGCUGGACAACCGGACGUGGGCCAAACAAGGCAUCGCCGAGGAGUUUGACUACAUCGGACACUCUCAAGCCUGGAAACACCCGCAGGUCAACGUCUUCGUCACCCUGGUCCUCUUCAUCGUCAUGAAGUUCUGGAUGUCUGCCCUCGCCACCACCAUCCCCGUGCCCUGCGGAGCCUUCAUGCCAGUAUUUGUGAUUGGGGCAGCCUUUGGUCGUCUGGUAGGAGAAAGCAUGGCAGCCUGGUUCCCAGAUGGCAUUCACACAGACGGCACCAUCUACCCCAUAGUGCCAGGAGGCUACGCUGUCGUGGGUGCGGCGGCCUUGUCGGGAGCGGUCACCCACACUGUUUCCACCGCGGUCAUCGUGUUCGAGCUGACUGGCCAGAUCUCCCACAUCCUGCCGGUGAUGAUAGCGGUGAUCCUGGCCAACGCCGUGGCCCAGUCCCUGCAGCCCUCCCUCAACGACUCCAUCAUCAGGAUCAAGAAGCUGCCCUACCUCCCGAGCUGGGGCUGGGGUCACCACGAGAAGUAUAACAUUCGUGUGGAGGACAUCAUGGUGCGGGACGUGCGGUACAUCACACUGAACUGCAGCUACAGAGACCUGCAUAACGUCCUGCAGACGGGCCACCUCAAGACUCUGGCCCUGGUGGAAUCAAUCG